Messenger RNA from Sphaerulina musiva SO2202, 2710 nucleotides. Its product is annotated as PLP-dependent transferase. The transcript is spliced from 3 exons. The record is from RefSeq and is a predicted model, not a curated record. The coding region runs from base 276 to 2375 and encodes 699 amino acids. Gene Ontology annotation, biological process: molybdopterin cofactor metabolic process. Lineage: Eukaryota; Fungi; Ascomycota; Dothideomycetes; Mycosphaerellales; Mycosphaerellaceae. Gene Ontology annotation, molecular function: molybdenum cofactor sulfurtransferase activity.
CGGCCCCUUCACUCGCUCAAUCCACAUCAGCACACCCACCGUGACAUCGAGCUGGGCUCUCAUUCCCUGUCGUUUGCACUGCAUUCGUACUACUAAUAAAACAACAAUUCCCCAUUCGUUUGGACGAGCAACGCCACCGCCUCACCUGGACUUGCGAGCCUGCUGUUGGUAAUCUGUCAUCUGGCGUGUGUGAGUCUACAUCACCCUGACCAGUGCCUGGCGAUCGAUUGCCCCCAGAGAGAGAGAUAGAGAGAGAGAGAGGGAGCAAUCCGGCCAUGGACAUCGACAGACAUAUGCGAGACGCUGCUUCGCCUGCCCGAAGUGCCGCUUCGCCACGACGUGUUCAUGCUUCUGGUGGCCCGCGAUCACCGCGGAAGUCACCACUCACAUCUCACUUCACGGCCAGUCAGCACCACGUCAAUUCGUCGGCAGAGGAUGUGUCAACGACGAGUGAUUCGGGCAACGAAGAGCGCGAUUAUCAGACCGACUUCACGACACCAGAGUCGUCGGAUGCGUGCCUGGACGACAUGCAACCCGACGAUGUCGAGGACUUCAGAGAUCGCGAAUAUCCUCAACUCAAGGGCAAGACUUAUUUGGAUCAUGGAGGAACCACUCUUUACGCCAAGUCUUUGAUAGAGGACUUCUCUGCGGACCUGAUUGCCAAUCUCUAUGGCAAUCCUCACUCAGCAUCGACUCCCUCCGCCAUUGCCGGUCACCGGGUCGAUACUAUACGGGAGCGCACUCUUCGAUUCUUCAAUGCUGAUCCCGAGGAGUUUGAUCUCGUAUUCGUGUCCAAUGCUACGGCCGCCAUCAAGCUCGUGAUUGAUUGCUUCAGGGACCACGCUGCUGCAAGCAACACACCAGUCUGGUAUGGGUAUCACAGAGAUGCGCAUACGUCACUGGUCGGCGUACGAGAAUCGACCAAGAUGCACCGCUGUUUCACGAGCGACGAGGAAGUGGACAUUUGGAUCAACAGCGGUGGGCUGGGUGGCCCGCGGGCUCGACAGCUCGGCCUCUUCGCAUAUCCCGGACAGUCCAACAUGACGGGGCGACGACUUCCACUGAGCUGGCCGGGCCGUAUACGGAAAUCUUUCCACAAAGCUGUCACGUAUACGCUGUUAGAUGCAGCUGCGCUUGCGACCACCUCACCUCUCGACCUCGCUGACCCUGCUACGGCGCCUGAUUUUGUCGCACUAUCGUUUUACAAGAUCUUCGGAUUUCCCAACAUCGGCGCGUUGAUCGUACGAAAGGACUCGGCGCAUGUGCUCGAAAAUCGGCGAUUCUUUGGUGGUGGCACCGUUGAAAUGGUAGUGUCGAUCAACGACACAUGGCACGCCAAGAAAGACACCUCGAUCCACGACCGUCUCGAAGAUGGCACUCUCCCUUUCCACUCCAUUUUUGCACUGGACCACGCUAUGAAUGUACACCAGCGGCUCUAUGGACCUAACCCGAUGAAAUUCAUCUCUCAUCAUACUGCACAACUGGGCAAACGUUUGUACGACGGCUUAUCACAAAUGAGACAUACGAAUGGCCUGCCCGUGUGUCGCAUUUACAAGGACGACAAUGCCAUCUAUGGCGAUCCCAGUGUGCAGGGAGCGACGGUGGCAUUCAAUGUGCAACGUGCGGACGGGAGCUUGGUGGGGUUCGAGGACGUGGAGGAGGCGGCUGACGAGCGGAAUAUCUUUGUCCGCAGUGGCUCCCUCUGCAAUCCCGGUGGCGUCGCGACGUACCUCAACUGGGCACCAGCAGAGAUGAAAGCUGCUUUUGCGGCAGGCCACCGGUGCUCCAAUCCCACGCAAGUGAUGUUGGGCAAGCCGACCGGAGUGGUUCGGGUCAGUCUGGGUGCUAUGAGCACCGCAUCCGAUGUGAAUAUCCUCCUCCGGUUUCUGGAAGAGGUCUAUGUUGCUGCCAGAGGUGACGAGCGGGCCAAUACGGCGGCCGCUGCAGGUUCUGUGCCGACCGCGGAGUCAGGGCAGCAGCCUCCCAAACUCAGCAUACCCCAGAACGUGGGCGUGCCCACCACGCCCAGCACCGCCGCGAGCAGUACUGGCAGUGAAGUCGGCUGGGAUGCGGCUGAUGCCAUCAUGCCACAGGCACAAAGCACCGAUCGCCCUCGAGCGCCGCCCUUUAUUCCCGCCGACUACGUGAAGCUACGGAAACCGUGGGAGGAGGAAAUGCGCAAGCAGCAGAACCCCAAUUUCUCCGCCAUGGAGAUCAAAGUGCGAGAGCUGGAAGACGCCAGCAUGUUCUCGCGCAAUGCCACGUCGAGCGUGAAAGCUCGCAAGUUUGGUCGAAGUGUGGUCAACCUGCUGCGCACGAAAAGCCAUGCUCCCGACCUACGGCAACACGAAGCACAAGAAACCCACGCCCGUUGAUGAAGCGUAGGCACAUGAUGGGACUUGUUUUUCCUGCCCAGACCAAUCCCUUUCCUUGUUCUUCUUGUUCUUGUUGUUAUUGUUGUUAUUGUUGUUGUUGUUCUCUUUGUUCUCCUUCUGGCAGCAGCGGCAUGGCGUUGAAGGCGAAGUAUGAUGGACAUUACCCUUAGUAUUAUUGUUUACGAGAUACCGACCGCAGUUCUAGCACUCAUGUUCACAUGUGGAGGAGGGGGAACCACAUCAAAAAGAGGGUGCGCAUUUGGAAAGGGCGAGGCGCAAGAUCAGUUGUAGCAUUUGUGUACAUGAUCAGUAAUCAAAAGAAUCCAUGCCAGCAC